CACCGACGGAGGCUCGUUUUCUCUGCUAGCGGCAACAUUAGCACGAAGCUGAACAUGCCGUUCAGUGCCGACGCAGUGAAACCUCCGCUGCAUGACCAAAUAUCGGAGAUGCAGCGAAAAAUCCAACUUCUGGAGGGCGACAGAGCUGCAUCCUAUGAGAGCUCUCAGUCCACCAUCAAGAAGAACAGGGAGGCCAUCCGCCAGCUGAGGCAGGACAACAAGAGGCUCUGCAGGAAGAUGGCAGAAGCUAAUGCUGGUGAUGGAAAUGUCAUCAAAGUGGCCUUUCAUAACAGAGGGUUGGAGAAGGAUGCCUACCGCAACAUGUCGGGGAAGGCAGCUCUGACAUCACUUGACCAGAAGGUGCUGUCCAAGAUGAAGCGUCUCAAUGCCCUAAAACACACCACCCAGACCCACCAGCGCCGCCUUGAAGAGCUGAAGACAGAGUGCCAGAGGUUGAAACCAGAGGGCAGCAGUGCCGCACCGUCUGCCGAUGCUCGCACUCGGAAAAAGGAGGAAGAUGCCAUGAACCUGCGGGCGCUGGAGAACAGUCUGGAAAAGACCCAGUUUAAAUGCAAAGAGGCUGAGAACAUCAUGAUUAACUACCAGAAACUCAAAAGUCACCUGCAGGAGGAGAGUCUGACUUUCCAGGGCCAGUUGGACAAUCAGGAGGCAGAAAUCCUGAAUCACAGAGAGGAGCUUCAUGACAUGCAGGUCAUGAACAACAACGCACAACUCUCUAAAGAAGCUGCUAAGGUUGAUUUACAGCAGCAGGAAGAAAUGCUUUACAAGGAGCGCAAGGAGAGAGAGCGUAUAAUAGCAAGCUACAGGAAAAAGGUCGAGGAGCGCAAGGCCCAGGCUGAAAAAGUCGAUAGAAGGGCCCAGAGAAUAGCUAUGCAGCCAGAUGAGCUGAGCAGUGAGGCCCAGCGCAGCACCCGGAUGGCGGGUGAAGAGGAAAAAGCCAUCUCCACUUUUGAGGAGGCCUUCCGACAAAUCAAGGAGGCCACCGGAGUCACAGAUAUACAGGAGAUAGUGGAGCGCUUCAUCUCACAGAAGGAGACACACCAACAUCUGGAGACGCUGAAGGGAGAGAAUGAGGAGGUGCUGCAGCAGCUGAAGGAGCAGAAGGAGCUCCUGAACCAACAGUUCCAGGAUAUGAAAUAUUCUGGAGAGGCUAAACUCUCCAGUGACCAACAGAUGCUGGAGGAGUGUGAGAUGCAACUGCAGGCUCAACAGCAGAGGUGUGAUGCAGCCAAAGAGCGCCUGGAGUGGCUUGUUAAAGCCCUCAGUACUGUCCGAGCUGGAGUGGAGCACCUUGCAGACAAACUUCAACACAUCACACUGAGUGAGGACACAGUGGCUGAAGUGUCUCCAGACUCAGAUGAGUUUGUGGUGGAGCUGCUGACCCAGUGUGAGCUGAGGUUGCAGUUACUGCACGAUGAGCUUCAGGGAAAAGAUUUGGCUGCUAUUCUGAAGGAGAUGGACGAAGACGAGUUCUAUGUGAGGAUUGAAGGGAAACUGCCAGCUUACAACACGCGUGUCAAGCUACCUGAGGACCAAAGACUAGACCUCUUCAACGACGAGGACGACAGUGAGGAGGACGAGGCUGACAUCAUAUCUCGUGAGGCCCUGAAGCGACAGUCUCAGCUGAUCAUUGACUCUAAGUCCAAGAAGAAGCCCUGGAAGAAGAAGAAGGGCAAGUGAUGAACCGACAGCACCGUCUCAAGACUCAAAGAAAAAUAAAGGACCAUCCCAGAUUUCUAUUGCUAUUCAAGCCAUUUAACGUUUCACCUCUACAAUUAUUAUUAUGUGUUACAGUGAAUCUUAGAUUUUAAAAAUUGUAAGGUUUUCUCUGUUAUUGUCUUGCCGAUCGUCACCUAUUGAAACAUUGUGAAUGAAACAGGUUUUAUCUUACAGACAUGAUGCAGGUCGGUGAAAGCCAGCACCUGUGAGACAUCCAGUCUUUUAAUUUUUAGGCUAAAUAUACAAUACAGACGUAGAUGCUUUGUCCCACUAUAACAUGUGAGAUGCGUAUGAAACCCUCCCUGCGUAUGAAACCCUCCCUACAUGCAGCGCCUGAACACCUGAAGCAUCUCUGCCAUGUUCGGCAUCUCAGAAAUGGUUCCGCCUCUUGGUUUAAAUGCUUUGAGGUUGAUGGAGUCAGCUCUUGGAGUCAGCCCAAAGGAGGUGGCUUUUCAUGUUCUGUGAGUUAUUGUCAGAACACAAUGUGAGAGUGUAACCUAAAUGAUGUUCUCCUUCUUUAAUUGUCUAGCUGACAUUUUGGAUAUCGCAACCCAAAUAAAAGUUAUAUGACUGAUGAGACAUUAUUUAAAUUGCAUCCGCUUAAUGAUAAUCUCAAUAAUCUUCACAGGUUAUUGCCUCAGUGUGGAUGCGAGUGAUUUUUCCUUCUCAUAUUCUUUCAAUUGAAGGGUUUUUGUGGUCCUUAAGUCUUGAAUGUGUCUUUUA
Molecule: messenger RNA, 2463 nt
Organism: Anoplopoma fimbria (sablefish)
Lineage: Eukaryota; Metazoa; Chordata; Actinopteri; Perciformes; Anoplopomatidae
Gene: odad3
Product: outer dynein arm docking complex subunit 3
Biological process (GO): outer dynein arm assembly; cilium movement
Cellular component (GO): cilium
Source: RefSeq, a predicted model, not a curated record